This is a messenger RNA of Rhinichthys klamathensis goyatoka, 1630 nucleotides long. RefSeq names its product F-box and leucine-rich repeat protein 3a (gene fbxl3a). Gene Ontology annotation, cellular component: cytosol; SCF ubiquitin ligase complex; nucleus. Gene Ontology annotation, molecular function: protein binding. NCBI's taxonomy places the organism in Eukaryota, Metazoa, Chordata, Actinopteri, Cypriniformes, Leuciscidae. The record is from RefSeq and is a predicted model, not a curated record. The transcript has 5 exons. The coding region runs from base 287 to 1624 and encodes 445 amino acids. Gene Ontology annotation, biological process: regulation of cell cycle; SCF-dependent proteasomal ubiquitin-dependent protein catabolic process; G2/M transition of mitotic cell cycle.
CAAGUUACAACAUCGCCAUUUUCAGCGUCGAGAGGAGGCGGGGACGCUGAAAUCUCCCGCGGUACAGAACAGAAGUAGGUCAACCAGAAAUAUCGCCGAGACAUACGUACUCAGACUCCCGAAAAAACGAGAUAUAACUUCAUUAAUCUGCGCCCAAUCGCUUCCAAUGCGUGCGUUCUGCUCUACUCUGAUGCGUUCAGGCUCCUGUCCGGGUUGACAUUCACACACGAGUUAUCAGGAUUUUGUUUGUUUUUCACUGUUUGCGAGCGAGCUGAACGGAGAUAACAUGAGCAAUUCGCAAAACAGUUCUCUCAGGCCCCCAAGAAUGAAGAGGAGAUUGAGCAGAGAGCGAGAGGACAGCAGCACCUCGUCCUGCGCUGGGCCGACGGACUCCUGCAAGAGGGUCAAACAGCCCGACGAGGACUCCGGAGACCAGAUGUCCCACUGGACUCGACUGCCCCAGGAGAUCCUGCUUCACAUCUUUCAGUACCUGCCGCUCCUGGACCGUGCCUUCGCCUCACAGGUCUGCCGCUGCUGGAACCAGGCCUUCCACAUGCCCGAGCUGUGGAGGUGCUUCGAGUUUGAGCUCAAUCAGCCUGCCAGCUCUUACCUGAAGGCCACACAUCCUGACCUGAUCAAGCAGAUCAUAAAGAGGCACUCCAAUCAUUUACAGUACGUCAGCUUCAAGGUGGACAGCAGCACAGAAUCAGCGGAGGCUGCGUGUGAUAUCCUGUCUCAGCUGGUGAACUGCUCUCUGAAGACUCUUGGACUGAUCUCCACUGCUCGACCGAGCUUCAUGGAGCUUCCCAAGUCCCACUUCAUCUCUGCACUAACCGUGGUGUUCGUCAACUCCAAGUCUCUUUCGUCUCUGAAAAUUGAUGACACGCCAGUGGAUGAUCCUUCGCUCAAGGUCCUGGUGGCCAACAACAGUGACACACUCAAGCUGUUGAAGAUGAGCAGCUGCCCUCAUGUUUCCCCUGCAGGUAUUCUGUGUGUUGCUGAUCAGUGUCACGGUCUGAGAGAACUGGCUCUGAACUAUCACUUACUGAGCGACGAUCUCCUCCUGGCGCUUUCCUCAGAGAAACACGUGCACCUCGAGCACCUUCGCAUAGACGUGGUGAGCGAGAACCCCGGGCAGCAGUUCCACACCAUCAAGAAGAGCAGCUGGGACGCCAUGCUGCGCCACUCGCCCAACUUCAGCCUGGUCAUGUACUUCUUCCUGUACGAGGACGAGUUCGGGCCCUUCUUCCGCGACGAGAUCCCCGUCACGCACCUGUACUUCGGCCGCUCGGUCAGCAAGGAGGUCCUGGGCCGCGUGGGCAUGAACUGCCCCCGUCUGGUGGAGCUGGUGGUGUGUGCCAACGGGCUCCGGCCGCUGGACGAGGAGCUGAUCCGCAUCGCUGAGCGCUGCCAGCACCUGUCGGCCAUCGGGCUGGGCGAGUGCGAGGUCUCCUGCGGUGCUUUCGUGGAGUUCGUGAAGAUGUGCGGCCGUCGCCUCUCUCAGCUGUCUAUCAUGGAGGAGGUGCUCAUCCCAGACCACAAAUACAGCCUGGAUGAGAUCCACUGGGAAGUGUCCAAGCACCUGGGUCGGGUUUGGUUUCCAGAUAUGAUGCCCACCUGGUGAAAUGCA